Amphimedon queenslandica is the source of this 963-nucleotide messenger RNA. RefSeq names its product ficolin-2-like. NCBI's taxonomy places the organism in Eukaryota, Metazoa, Porifera, Demospongiae, Haplosclerida, Niphatidae. Bases 1 to 963 code for a protein of 320 amino acids. The transcript is spliced from 4 exons. The record is from RefSeq and is a predicted model, not a curated record.
AUGGCUGCUAUGGAUGAGGAAUUAAAUGAUGAGAAUUUGAAUGACAGACUGAAUGAUCAUAACUUAAAUAAUCAGAGCUUAAAUAAUGCACUGAAUAAUAAAAAGGGGAAUAUUGCAAGAUUACAUGCUUUAGUGCUUUUCACACUGGAUACUGUGAUAACUAUUUUCUGUCUACUGUUCCUUAUUUGGUUUUUUCUUGGAACCAUCAUUACGAUCAAUCAAUACAAUUCUGAUCAUCAAGACACAGGUUGUAUUACAUGUGAUUGUAAGGAUAAUAGAUCUAAUGAUUCUGAUUGUCAAGAGACAACCAUAGUGAAAACAAGUUGUAUUGCACGUGAUUGUAAGGAACUAUAUGAUCAGGGACAUACCUGCAGUGGAGUAUACACUAUCAAACCUGAUAAACUACCUGCUUUUGAGGUUUAUUGUGAUAUGAGUAGUGGUGGUGGUUGGACUGUAUUUCAAAGGAGAAUGGAUGGCUCAGUUAACUUUUAUCUCAAGUGGGCCGACUACCGAAAAGGAUUUGGAGACCUCAAUGGAGAGUUCUGGCUGGGACUUGAUAAAAUACACCGACUCACAGCAACAGACAAUACUAGCCUACGUGUUGACUUGGAAGAUUUUGAAGGUGUCAGUGUGUUUGCUCAUUAUUCUACAUUUAUAGUUGGAGAUGCACAUACAAAAUACACACUAACAGUAGGAGGAUACAGUGGGAAUGCUGGAGACAGCUUAUCUGGUCAUGAUAAGAUGAAAUUUUCAACUCAUGAUUAUGACAAUGAUAUCGCUGAUAUUAACUGUGCUAUUGCAUACAAAGGAGCAUGGUGGUAUACUGAAGGUCAUGUUUCAAAUCUUAAUGCUCGGUAUUUGAUUGGUGCACAUACCACUUUUGCUGAUGGAGUGAACUGGGGUAGUUUUAAAGGCCAUCGUUAUUCUUUAAAGGUGUCUGAAAUGAAAAUUAGUAGAAAAUGA